UAACUCUAAACUAUAAACAUAAACUUUAAACCUAAACCUUAAACUUUAAAGAAUAAUAAGUAUCAUAUUUAAUGUUCAAAGAUAAACUUUAUAAUUCUAUAGUUUUGGAUUUGAGGUUUAGAUUUAAGAAAAGAUUAAAGUUAGAGUCUUGUAAGUAAGAAUUGUAUAAGUGAUUGUAAGAGAACAUAUAUCUCAAGAUCAAGUUAAAGUCUCACUUGAAAAUUCAAGAAACUAUACACAUUCAGUUGAUUUAUAUUCACUUUAUAUUGAUAAGAUGAUCUUUAAUAUAACUUUUUAAAGUACUUGAAUUCAAUUUUCCGAUUUUAGGGUAUGUUUGAGGUAUGGCUGAGUUAUAUAAACGAUACGGCUGAGUUAUCUAAACGACAUGACUGAGUUAUAUAAACAUUUUCUGAUUUUAGGGUAUGUUUGAGGUAUGGCUGAGUUAUAUAAACGACAAGGCUGAGAUAUAUAAACGACAAGGCUGAGUUGUGUAAACAUAGCAUAAGUCAAAUGAAAAAUACAUGGGUGAGUUAUUCUUACAUAGAAAACCAAAAAUACAGGUUUUCUGCACCAUUUCGGUGAUAACUCCUCCAUGUCUCCAAGCUUCAUUGAACUCCUCUGUGUCGUCUCUGCUGACUCCGUCACUUCUUUCCGUCUCCCCCAUUCUCUUACUGUUCAAUCUUCUCUUUCACUCAGAUCUGGAAAAAAAUUUAGAUUAUCCAAAUAUGAGUAUCAAAUCACAAACAAACUUCAAUGAAAACAACCCACAACUGCCAACUUGGAUGUUUUUUGGAAUGUAUUUUCCUUUUCUCCUCAGAAUGCACACUUCUUAUAGGUAGGUUUUCGGAGAUUGACGGGAAGUAACUUAGCCACAACUGCAUAUAUAAACCACUUGUAAAAGAAAAGUAACUCAGCCACAACAUAUAUUAAAACUCAGCCACAAACUCGAAAAACUCAGGAGAGAAGAUGAUUUUGGGCGAGUGCAGCAAAGAGGAUUUCGUAGAAACGCUUGCGGAGCAGACGAUUUCGCGAAGACUUUAUCGGAGAAGAAGAUUUCGUGAAGACUUUAUUGGAGAAAACAGUUCGAGAAUUUCAGAUGAUAAACAACAAUAUCGACUCAAAAGAUUAGGGUUUAAGCGACGAAUGAUGAAACUUGUGGGGUUCUUUUUUCAACACAGGAAGUUUAGUUAGAAAGACGAUUCAUUGUCUUCCUUCUCUUUUGAUCAGAAUAAUUGCAGUUAUAAUGACAUGGCUACAGUAAUUAUGACAUGAAUUUAUGGUUUAAAAAUAAUCUCAAUUAAAUAAAACUAACCAAGAGUCUUAAUUGUAAUUAACUAGGAGUCUACAAAUAUUCUAGUAAUUUUUAAAAAAUAUAUGUUAUUCUAGUCAUAUCCCAAUUUUUCCUUAACAUUCUAGUAAUUUUUUCUUAGUAAUAUGAAUCUUUGAAAGAUAUUCUAUGCUGUCUGAAUAUUAUAUCUAUAUAUAUACAUAAAUGUUUGCCUCUCUCAUGUGCUGCCACCUAGGAUCCAGGUCAGAAAGUCGUUCAACCUGCUGCUGACACGUGGAUCUCUUAGAAAAAUACAAAACCAAACAAGAGGUAAGAGAAAAACAAGGCGAUGCAGACGGCGAUUUAGGGUUUUCGAUGGUUUCUCGUUGAUGGGACCCGAGCAUUAUCAUAGGGAUUUCGAUCGGUGCAGACAGAUAUCAUGGUGAUUGGAAAUGGGGCUCUCUUUCGAGGUUUUUGGGGUUCGAUAUGGGUGUCAACAGAGGGAUCUUUGGAGGAAUAAGGAAAGUUUCGAUUCGGCUCUACUGGAAUUCGAUUUCGAAUGUAGUCAAUGUCGAAUCACGAAUAUACAAAGGGAAAAAUGGUGAACAAGUGGAGAAGGUGGAGACUAGCAAGAUGGUAACUAGUCUGGACAAGACUGAGGAAGUGAUGGGUCAUGGAGUUGGCGAUGCUGUCACAGAAACUAUGGAGUUUAAUGGAACUGAGACAGAUGUGGAGGGUAAGGAAGAGGCUAAGGCUGAUGAGGAUGAAUUUCAGGCACUCACAGAUGGGGAGGUGGAAACGGUCCAAGUGGAUACGAGGGAACCUAAGAACGUGGAGAAUGAGCAGGGGGGGAUUGGUGAUCAGAGUGUUCAAGCAGAGGAUGAUGAGAAGAAGAAAGGAGCACGUAAGGCGUUGUUCAAGAAAACAACGGCGAUCACAAUGGGGACUUCUAAGAUGAGGUUUGUUCAGGCAGUGCUUUCACCACGGAAGAAUGCUCAUGCUAAGCCAGGCAAGAGACAUGGAGGAGGAGAUGGAGCAAGACAGACAGAGGAUAAGGGCCCCUUAAACCCUAAACCUUCCUCUUCCAAACCGUGGAUCAAAUCUCAAGAAGUACUGUGGUCUGAUAAGUGGUGGGGUUGGGGAGUUUUUCAUUAUUUUUUAUCAAUAAGCUCUAUGAGCAUUUCUUUGUUGUUGGGAAUUGGGGUUUUAUGGCAUUGUUUUGGCCGAUGGGUUUAUGUUUUCCUAGUGCUUUUGGUUCUGGUCUUAUGUUGGAAUAAACUUGGUGCUUUUAUUGCUUCUACUAUCUCUUCUCGGUCAUGGCUGAUAGGGACUGUGAGUCUUUUCGUAAUGUAUUGGUUUAUCUGGACGUUGCGGUUUUGGUUUUGGGAUGUUUCUCACACUACAAGAAAACAGCGGCAUACUGAGGGAAAAAAUCGUCGGUAUGUCAGGUAUUACGGAGGUAAAUUGGUGUUGGGGAUUUCGAGAUGGUUUAAUGAGAUGGGUGGAGAUUAG
This is a messenger RNA of Brassica napus (rape), 2779 nucleotides long. RefSeq lists its product as uncharacterized. Bases 1754 to 2779 code for a protein of 341 amino acids. NCBI's taxonomy places the organism in Eukaryota, Viridiplantae, Streptophyta, Magnoliopsida, Brassicales, Brassicaceae. The record is from RefSeq and is a predicted model, not a curated record. The transcript has 3 exons.